Molecule: messenger RNA, 1950 nt
Organism: Glycine soja
Lineage: Eukaryota; Viridiplantae; Streptophyta; Magnoliopsida; Fabales; Fabaceae
Exons: 3
Coding region: 1-1950 (649 amino acids)
Source: RefSeq, a predicted model, not a curated record
AUGAUCGCGGGUCCAAGGCAUCUAGGGAAUGAUAUUGAUGUGUAUCUUACGCCAUUAAUCGAAGACUUGAAACAAUUGUGGGAAGAAGGGGUAGAUGUGUGGGAUGCAAAUGUGCAGCAGACGUUCAGGUUACGCACAAUGGUGUUUUGUACUAUUAAUGAUUUUCCAGCAUAUGGAAAUUUAAGUGGAUACAGUGUGAAAGGGCAUCAUGCAUGUCCUAUCUCUUUUAAUGGAAGUCAGGAGAAUGAAGGCCCCCCGGAAGCAUUAACCGGAAACCAAGUUCAUGAUCGCAUAAAGGACAUUGUAACCGUGUUUGGAAAGUCCCAGAAGAAGACAUCAUCUCCCAACAACAUGUGGAAGAAGCGCUCAAUAUUCUUUGAUCUUCCAUACUGGUCCGAUCUAUAUGUGUGGAAGACAAAGGAUGGUUUGAAAUGUCGUCAAGACUUGGUUGACAUGGGAAUACGAGAGCAGUUGCAUCCCAUAUCACAAGGUCGGCAAACAUAUUUACCCCCAGCAUGCCACGCACUGUCAACAGCAGAGAAGAAAAGUUUUUGUCAAUGUCUGCAGAAUGUCAAAGUUCCACAAGGAUACUCUUCAAAUAUCAAGAGCCUUGUCGCCCUCAAUGAUCUUAAGUUGGUUGGCUUGAAGUCUCAUGAUUGCCAUGUCUUAAUGCAACAAUUAUUGCCUGUUGCGAUUCGCGGCAUCUUGCCUGACAAAGUUAGAGUUGCCAUAACCCGUUUGUGCUUUCUUUUUAAUGGCAUAUGUAGUAAAGUCAUUAAUCCUCAUCAAUUGGAUGACUUGGAGAAUGAGGCUGCCAUUGUCAUUUGUCAGUUAGAGAUGUAUUUCCCACCAUCAUUUUUUGACAUCAUGGUUCACCUAAUUGUUCAUCUUGUGAGGGAAAUUCGGUUGUGUGAUCCGGUUUUUUUGCGGUGGAUGUAUUCAAUUGAACGCUACAUGAAAGUGUUGAAGGGAUAUACCAAAAAUCAAUACCGACCAGAAGCUUCCAUUGUAGAAAGGUAUGUUGCCGAAGAAGCUAUUGAGUUUUGUUCACAGUACAUGGAAACAGUUGAAGCUGUGGGGGUACCGAAAAUUCGUCAUGACCGGACACGAGGAGGUCAAGGGACACGAGGCUUCAAUGUUGUUACCAUGAGUCGACAAGAUGUGUCACAAGCGCAUUUGUAUAUCUUGAAUAACACACAGGAGGUCGUUCCAUACAUACAAACUCACAAACAAUAUCUGACAUCUAUUAAACCAAAAUUAAACAUGAUGAAAUUGUUGCAAGAGCAUAAUAGAACUUUCAUGAACUGGUUUAAAGAAACAAUUAUGACUGAUGACAAUGCUUCCAAAACAUUAAGAUUGUUGGCUAUUGGUCCGAAUUUAAAUGUCCCUACUUGGCAGGGGUAUGACAUAAACAAUUAUUCAUUCUAUACAAAGUCACAAGAUGAUAAAAGUAGUGUGCAGAAUAGUGGGGUGAUUGUGGAGGCUCAUUCUGAGCACUUUUCUAGAGCAUCUGAUAACAACCCAAUUGAAGCCUCAAUGCCUUAUUUCGGAGUUAUUGAAGAAAUCUGGGAGCUUGAUUAUAAUCAAUUUAGAGUGCCAGUAUUUAAAUGUAAAUGGGUUAAUGGAAAUACCGGUGUUCAUAAAGAUGAAAUGGGAUUCACUUUAGUAGACCUUAACAAGGUAGGUUACAAGGAGGAACCAUUCAUUAUGGCAGAACAAGCUAGACAAGUGUUUUACAUCCAAGAUCCAAAUAAUCGUAGAUUAUCAGUGGUUCUACAAGGAAGGCCAAUUGGUGUUAGGGAACAAAUUCAUGAUGCAUCCCUUGACAUUUGUGAGACUCCUCGUUUUUGCACAAAAAUGCCUUCAAUAUGUGAACAAGCAGAGGUGGAUGACGUACAUGCGAUUCGUCAUGAUCAUGCUGAAGGUUUAUGGGAGAACAUUGCUCCUUAA